AUGGGCAACGACGGUGGAUCGAUUCCGAAACGUAGCGAACUCGUAAAGGAAGCCGCUAAAGCUCUCACAACCGCCCAGAUCAAAGAGGCGCAAACCGAACAACAAGAAUACGCCUGGUCCACUGAUCCUUUGACGCGCAAGCCUCUUGCCCGCCCCGUAGUUUCCGAUGCUGCUGGUAUUCUGUACAACAAGGACUCCAUCAUCGAGUUCUUGCUAAAAGAAGAAGAUGACGCAGAGAAGACGGAGAUGAAGAAGAUCGCAGGCGUCAAAGAUUCAGAAUUAGGCACAUUCGGGGAUAGGGUCAAGGGUCUGAAAGACGUGGUCGAAGUCAAGUUUGAAAUUGAGGAGAAAGACGGUGGUGAGGUACAGAAGACUCUAGGUGAGAAAUGGAAAUGUCCCAUUACUGGAGAGAGGCUAGGGUUUGGGAGUAAGGCUGUAUAUGUUGUUCCUUGUGGGCAUGCCUUUGCGGGAAGUGUCGUUAAGGAAGUCGGCGAGAGCACGUGUUUGACAUGCAACGAACCGUACGCUGAGAACGAUAUCAUACCCAUCUUACCCACCACACCAACCGAUAUCGCGCGAUUGAAUCUACGUAUGAAAGUAUUGAAGGACAAGGGCCUCACACACGCGCUCAAGAAAGCGCCCGGAAGCAAGAAGAAACGUAAGCACGGCAAUGCGUCCACUGAAGACAGCGCCACGAAAACCCCACUACCAGGCGGAGACAGAAAGACAAAGAAAGAGGGUGCAGCAAACCCGACAACAUCAGCCAACGACGGAAUCAAGAACUCUGCCACGGCCUCCUUAACACGAAAGGUGCUUGAGGAGCAAGAAGAACGCAAUAAGAGGAGGAAGAUGGCGCAAAAUGACAACGUGAAUAGUUUGUUUAACAAGACGGAGCAUAAGGCAUCGGCGGGCAACAGUGCGGAUUACAUGACGAGGGGAUUCAGCAUUGGAAAGAAAUGA
Molecule: messenger RNA, 960 nt
Organism: Alternaria arborescens
Lineage: Eukaryota; Fungi; Ascomycota; Dothideomycetes; Pleosporales; Pleosporaceae
Exons: 2
Coding region: 1-960 (319 amino acids)
Biological process (GO): mitotic DNA replication termination; site-specific DNA replication termination at RTS1 barrier
Cellular component (GO): nucleus
Source: RefSeq, a predicted model, not a curated record